Dentiscutata heterogama is the source of this 1506-nucleotide messenger RNA. Lineage: Eukaryota; Fungi; Glomeromycota; Glomeromycetes; Diversisporales; Gigasporaceae. The record is from the annotation of a GenBank genome assembly.
AUGACUACAAAACGGGGUGGAGGUUUAUUGAGAAUAAAUAAAGCUCAAGGGAGAGGAGGAGGCAAGGCGCUGAACCCUAGUGGUGGCCCAAAUGCAAACCAAUCUGGAGCAUUUACGACUUCAUCGUCACCAAAACCACAUAACAAUAUUUCUUCCGAAGAAUUAAUAAAACGUACUGCACGCGCUAACCGUUUUCGAGAUACUUUGGAUCCAGAUCAAUUAUCAAGAGUAGGCCGUGUUCCAUUUCAUGGACAAAAUUCAAAAAUUAAAAAUGAAGGUCCACCGAUUAAUCCUGUUGAUGACUUUUUUGAAGUACUUUCGAUUUAUCAUCAAACGCAAAUGAUGAUAAAACAAGUUAAUGAUACUCUUCCAUCAGUAAGAAAAAAACUAGCUUGGGAUUUCUUUCACGAAAUGCCUCCUCCAAUUACCCUCAGUACGUUAUAUGAGAAAGGCGAAGCUGAUAAAGAAAUAGAGAAUGAGAAUAAUAUAUUAGAAGCUAAGCCUAAGCCAAAAUCAUUGGAUCUUUCACCCGCCCAAAACUUUUUAGAUGUUGAAAUGGAAGAUGUAGUACAGUUUAUUAAGUCACCAGUUACUUCUGGAUCAAUGGAUGUAGAUGAGGCAUUUCCAUAUAUGCCACCUUUUACUCAGAUACCAUCAUUGUCCAAUUCUCCGACAAUAAAUCAAAAGGAUCAAUCGAUCUUUGGUCAAAUUAUGGCAUCACCAUUUCAACGCCGCUUGAGUGAUUUGACACGUAAAAAUUCUCUUGAACGAAUGAAUUCUAUAAUUCUAACCACUGAAAAGUCAAAUUCUACGCUUUCAAUGGAUGUCGACGACAACUACUCCAAUCAAGACAAAUCUUUUAUAGAGCAAAAUGAUACACUUGUGGGAUCACCUAUUGAUGAGGAGGAGUUUAAACAAAUUAAACAAAUUGAAGAAACUGCAACUGAAACAAUAGAUGAACCUGAUGUUACUAGUGAUACAGAUCCACCAAUAGUUGAUGAACAAGAAAAUGAACUAGAAUCGCCGGAUCUCCCUACGCCAAAAUUAGAUUUAUAUAGUUUAGUCCAUGGUCCACCUCAAUUAACCCAGACCCAACUAUUAAAAGAAGAUAAAAUUAAACAAAGACAAGCUCUAUAUAAAAAAACCAAAGCACUUCCAGAUCGUAUAACAUCCGAGAAAAAGCGAAGAAAAAACGGGUAUGACAAAUUAAUAAAUAAAAAUCGUAAUGUUCAGUGCGUACUUGCACGUAUUGACGAUCAAAAGGCCAAAGCAACAAAAAAGGCACAAGAAGAAGUCGAAUCACGGAGAAAAGUCAUUGAAGCGCACGACGAAGACUACGAAUCCGCCAAAAAAGAAAUAAGACGUCGGAAUCAGAUUUUGGAACGUGUUACGAAUGAAUGCCUCGAACGUGCCAAAAAAGAUCCUAAAUAUAAGUAUUCUAUGACUAAAAUUCAGGAAGAAGCUCUAAUUGAGAUUGAAAACACACCAUCACUUCUUAGAUCAUAA